UUUUCAGAAUUACCCAUUGAGAUCACCAAACCAUUGAAGGACACUGAAGUUCCAGAGAAACAAUCCUUGGUACUGUCUUGUGAAGUCAACAAAGAAGAUGUACCAUCCAAAUGGCAGAAGAAUGGAACCGACCUGGUAGAGUCUGAGACUGUCCAUCUGACAGUGAAAGGAUGUGUCCAUACCCUGACUAUUGACAAUGCCAGUCUGGAGGAUGAAGCUGUUUAUAAAUGUCUAAUUAAAGAUAGGAAGACCUCAGCUCGUGUCUCUGUUAAAGAAGCACCAGUUGAAAUUGAGAAGCAGCUUGCCAACAUCCAAGUCACAGAGGGACAAGAAAUCUACCUGGAAUGCCAAGUUUCCAAGCCUUGUGAUGCUACCUGGUAUAAGGAUGGUAACAAGGUCCAGGCUGAAGGUCGUUUUAAGAUCAAAUCUGACGGAACUCUACACUCUCUGACUCUUGAUGAAGCUGAACUGGAAGAUCAAGCUGAAUAUUCUGUUAAAGUUGGAGAUCAAGUUUCCAAAGCUAAAGUUCUGGUUGAAGGUCAG
Messenger RNA from Lottia gigantea (owl limpet), 543 nucleotides. RefSeq lists its product as hypothetical. Lineage: Eukaryota; Metazoa; Mollusca; Gastropoda; Lottiidae. The transcript is spliced from 2 exons. The annotation marks the transcript as partial. The record is from RefSeq and is a predicted model, not a curated record.